AUGGCCAGCGGCGUGGAUUACAAAGGGAUGUCCGGCCCGCGGGCGACGGGACACCAGACGAAAUCGUGGGAUCCCAAGUCGGGGCUCUACUACAACGGCAACUCCCAGCGCAGGACCGGGGAGUGCGCGCCGCAGGGCGUGCAGCCGAACCCGGUCAUGGCCGCAUGGAAGGACCCUGUGUGA
This is a messenger RNA of Micromonas pusilla CCMP1545, 183 nucleotides long. RefSeq lists its product as uncharacterized. The coding region runs from base 1 to 183 and encodes 60 amino acids. The record is from RefSeq and is a predicted model, not a curated record. The transcript has a single exon. Lineage: Eukaryota; Viridiplantae; Chlorophyta; Mamiellophyceae; Mamiellales; Mamiellaceae.